Molecule: messenger RNA, 1737 nt
Organism: Triticum urartu
Lineage: Eukaryota; Viridiplantae; Streptophyta; Magnoliopsida; Poales; Poaceae
Product: disease resistance protein Pik-2-like
Molecular function (GO): ADP binding
Source: RefSeq, a predicted model, not a curated record
AUGGCGCCUGUGGUGACCGCUGCGCUGGGCGCGUUGGGCCCUCUGCUGGGGAAGCUCGUUGAUUUGCUUGCCGGCGAGUGCGGCCACCUGAAAGGGGUUCGCCGAGAGAUCCGCUCCCUCCAGUCUGAGUUUAAAGGUAUGGAUGGUGCGCUAAAUAAGUACGCAAGGCUGGAAGACCCUGAUGACCAAGUGAAGGAAUGGGUAUCACUGGUGAGGGAGUUGGCCUACGAUACAAAGGAUCUUUUCGAUAAGUUCAUUCACCAUCUCGGCAAAGGAGGGGACGGCGAGGGCUUUAAGGAGUUCUUCCGCAAGACCGCUCGCCGUGUAAAGACGCUCGGAGCCCGGCAUGGAAUUGCCAGCCAAAUCGAGGACCUACAGCUUCGUAUCAAGCAAGUGAAAGAGCUCAAGACUAGCUACAAGCUGGAUGAUGUUGCUUCUAGCAACCUGGGCCAAGCCACCGUGGAUCCCCGGUUGGCCGCUCUUUUUGUUGAGGAGGCACACCUUGUUGGCAUUGAUGGUCCAAGAGACGAGCUUGCCAGGUGGAUGCUGGGAGAAGAAAGCAAUCAUCAUCGCAGGGUGUUGUCGAUUGUUGGGUUCGGUGGAUUGGGAAAGACAACACUGACUAAUGAAGUCUAUCGCAAGAUUCAAGGGCGUUUUGACUGCCAUGCUUUUGUGUCAGUCUCACAAAAGCCAGAUACAAAGAAAAUCAUCAAGGAUUUGAUUUCACAGGUGUCUUGCAAGGAUGAAUUCACAAAAGAUUUGGAGAGCUGGGACGAAAAGAAAUCCAUUGGAAAGCUAAGAGAACUAUUACAAGAUAAAAGGUAUCUUGUCAUCAUUGAUGAUAUAUGGUCUGCAUUAGCAUGGAAAGCAAUCAACUGUGCUUUUCCAGAGAAUGAUUCUUCAAGCAGAAUUAUAUCUACAACACGCAUAUUAGAAGUAGCAAGAUCUUGUUGUCCAGAUCGUGCUGACCGGAUCUAUGAAAUGACACCUCUAAGCGACAUCCACUCUGAAAGACUAUUUUUUAACAGAAUCUUUGGUCCAGAUUCAAGAUGGGUGCAAGGUGCAGAAUCUCAAGACUACAAGAGUCAUGCAGAGAUGUUUCAUUCCUCACUAUGCAAGCUUGGCAGCUACAAACUCCAGUCCGUGCAUAUAAUUGAUGGUAAUUCUGCUCUGUUCGAGUUAUUAGAUUCCUGGUCUCCUCUUCCAUCUUGCCUCCAAAGAUAUGUGAUGGACACCACGUACUGUUUAUCAAAACUGCCAAAGUGGAUUACCUCAGCACUCACCAGUCUUGCAUACCUAGUCAUCAAGUUAAGCGUCAUAACAGAGGAGGUUCUUGGCAUACUUGGAGAGCUGCCUGCAUUACUUUCUCUAAAACUUUCUACGAAUACGGUCCAUAAAGACAGGCUAGUUUUGCAAGGCGGAGGAUUCCGAUGUUUGAAGGAGUUCUUUUAUGAACUUUUUCUUGAAGGUGCUGGGACCCUUCUGUUUGAGGAUGGGGCAUUGCCAAAGCUCGAGAAGCUUGACCUGUCUUUUUAUGUAUCAAUGGCAAAGGCCUAUGGGUUCUACGUAGGUCUUGAGCACCUCCCAUAUCUGAAAGAUGUGCAAGUUCUUCUUCAGAACCGGGAUGCCACAUCUUCUGAAGUUGAGGCUGCAGACGUUGCCAUAAGGAAGGAAGCAAAUCUCCAUCCCAACCAUCCCAGGUUAACUCUCCGACGAAGAAAUGAAAGACUGACAUGA